AAUAUAAUAUAAUUUGUCAGCUACCAUGACAUUUCUCGCGCAGGAACAAAAGGUCGCGAGAUCGAAACCCGCAGUUAACUUAAAAUUAAAUGAUUUGAAAUGAGAUGCUAAGUAGCGGAGAUUUAUCAUAAUUUUGAGGUGGAUCUUCAAACGCCACAAACGUGGGCCUAAAAAUGGGUUGAGGAUCGGUCAAGUAAACUGUCGGGUGAUCGGUCGCACUCAAUAUCUAGUAUUUGUUGCUUAAAUUUCAAUUCAUACCAAAUAGCCUCAGAUCGCUUUUCUGCAAAUGCAGGCGAAAACAAAAGUAAAAAUUUAAUAAUAACUUUUCUGCACAAGUUCAAUAGCAAUUUAGUUUAAAUUACAGAAAAUUCGGUAUAUUUAUCUAGCCGAAAACGUACCCUGCACUGAUAAUUUAUUAUCUUCUAUCAAUGCGUUGGGACGCAACAGCCUGUUUCGAGAGAAUUAAAAGUCCUUUUCUUGGAAGGUUUCCCAUGAUCGGGUGGUUUGGUGAAACAAAAAUUUGAAGGAUUUGUUGUUUUAGCGUGUGAAAAACUCUAUUUAAAGGAUAAUAAAUGUCCUCACAAGGUCCAUCAUGCCUCGUCUGCUGGGCACUUAAUUGCGCUUAGACUACGGGGCAGAAUUCAGCAUUUGAUACCACCCUGGGCACUUGACUGGGAUCAAGUUACAGGAAAGAUGAAAGGAAGAGGAUCACAGGCUCGGAGUAUAAUGCUUCGCACUCGUAUAUCAGCUGUUAUGCUCUCCAUGGCCGCCAUUAUGUCGUCUAUAUAUGUGGCAGGACGUUUAUGGCAGGAUGCAGAGAAUAGAAUCUACCUUUCUAAAGAGCUUGACCGGAGAACUGGUCAGGGACAACCGGCCAUUUCAGUUGAUGAUACACUCAAACUUUUAGGUUGCAGAGAGCAAAAGAGAAGGUUAGCAGAACUGGAGAUGGAGUUAGCUGCAGCCAAGCAACAAGGUUUUGUUCCUAAGCAUUCAGUGGCGGACAAUGCGACAAUGACAGGCAAAAGGUUAAUGGCUGUAAUUGGUAUCAUGACAGAAUUUGGUCAUAAGUCCCAUAGAGACUCUAUACGGAAGUCAUGGAUGCCAACAGGUUCAGCAUUGAGAAAACUGGAAGAAGACAAAGGAAUCAUCAUCCGUUUCGUUAUUGGUCGAAGUGCAAAUAGGGGAGAUAGUUCUGACAAGGCUAUUGAUGAUGAAAACAGCAAAACAAAAGAUUUUUUUUUUCUUGAAAACCAUGUGGAGUCUUCUGAAGAAUUGUCUCUAAAGAGUAAGUUAUAUUUCAGCAGUGCAGCAGAUACAUGGGACGCUGACUUCUAUGCGAAGGUUAACGAUAAUGUAUAUGUUAACAUAGAUAAGCUAGGGGCAAUGCUUGCCACUCAUUGGGAUAAACCACGUGCCUAUAUUGGAUGCAUGAAAUCAGGAGAGGUUUUCACUAAUUCGAAUCAUAAGUGGUAUGAACCAGACUCAUGGAAGUUUGGUGAUGGUAAAUCAUAUUUUCGUCAUGCGUCUGGAGAAAUGUAUGUGAUAUCACGAACUGUGGCACAGUUCAUUUCAAUAAACAAUGCUAUACUUCAUGUGUAUGCACAUGAGGAUAUAUCUGUUGGAUCGUGGAUGCUGGGUUUAUCAGUUAAGCAUAUUGAUGAAGUUCAACUUUGCUGUUCAGGCUCAGUACAAGGUGGAAUAUGUGCAACUGCCUAGUUAUUUAUCAAGGAUGCUGCCUGUUCUUGGAUGAAAGAUUUGAGGGAACCCACUGGCUUAUGUUUUUACAGCUUGUGGGUAAACCAUCUUCAGGAAUGCUGUUUUAUCAUUGCUAAUUUGUCAUCAUGGGGAUGCUGCCUGUUCUUUUCAAUGAAAAGAGAACUCCUCAACCUUUUUCUUCAUCUUAUGUCAUCCAUCUUCAGGAAUAUAAUUUUACCUUGUGUUGAUCCACCAAAAUUACAGAAGAGCGCGAAUAUCCUCUAUGGAGACCCAGAGGAUCCUCAUUGCUUGUUUGUUAAAGAAGCAUUUUUAUUCUUAAGCAAUUCGAGCUUAGUAUCAUUUUUUAAAUUUUAACAGGAGAUCCCAGUCCAAUCAUUUUUUGUGGCAUAUUCAGCAUAAUGUUCCCAAUUUUCAAUGUAAGGGUUUUCAAGUUGUGUAACGUAAAGAUAGGUAGGUCAAUCUGCCAGAGCCUCUCUGACCAUUUACUUUGCACCGAACUGAAACACUGUAUCUAGUUCCUAAUUCAAAUAAGCUCGUAUCUCCUAUUAUUCAUUAUUUAA
Messenger RNA from Cryptomeria japonica (Japanese cedar), 2276 nucleotides. Its product is annotated as hydroxyproline O-galactosyltransferase HPGT1. Gene Ontology annotation, cellular component: Golgi membrane. NCBI's taxonomy places the organism in Eukaryota, Viridiplantae, Streptophyta, Pinopsida, Cupressales, Cupressaceae. The transcript has 13 exons. The record is from RefSeq and is a predicted model, not a curated record. Gene Ontology annotation, molecular function: hexosyltransferase activity. Bases 694 to 1716 code for a protein of 340 amino acids.